AUGGCUAUGGGCGAUGCUCACACAGGCUACCCUGACCGACCGGGGCCAGGACAGGCAGACAGUGACCGACCGAGGCCAGGACAGGUAGACAGUAACCGACCGAGGCCAGGACAGGCAGACAGUGACCGACCGAGGCCAGGACAGGUAGACAGUGACCGACCGAGGCCAGGACAGGUAGACAGUGACCGACCGAGGCCAGGACAGGUAGACAGUGACCGACCGAGGCCAGGACAGGUAGACAGUAACCGACCGAGGCCAGGACAGGCAGACAGUGACCGACCGGGGCCAGGACAGGUAGACAGUGACCAACCGGGGCCAGGACAGGCAGACAGUGACCGACCGGGGCCAGGACAGGCAGACAGUAACCGACCGGGGCCAGGACAGGCAGACAGUGACCGACCGGGGCCAGGACAGGCAGACAGUGACCGACCGAGGCCAGGACAGGUAGACAGUAACCGACCGAGGCCAGGACAGGCAGACAGUGACCGACCGAGGCCAGGACAGGUAGACAGUAACCGACCGAGGCCAGGACAGGCAGACAGUGACCGACCGAGGCCAGGACAGGUAGACAGUGACCGACCGAGGCCAGGACAGGUAGACAGUGACCGACCGAGGCCAGGACAGGUAGACAGUGACCGACCGAGGCCAGGACAGGUAGACAGUAACCGACCGAGGCCAGGACAGGCAGACAGUGACCGACCGGGGCCAGGACAGGUAGACAGUGACCAACCGGGGCCAGGACAGGCAGACAGUGACCGACCGGGGCCAGGACAGGCAGACAGUAACCGACCGGGGCCAGGACAGGCAGACAGUGACCGACCGGGGCCAGGACAGGCAGACAGUGACCGACCGAGGCCAGGACAGGUAGACAGUAACCGACCGAGGCCAGGACAGGCAGACAGUGACCGACCGAGGCCAGGACAGGCAGACAGUGACCGACCGAGGCCAGGACAGGUAGACAGUAACCGACCGGGGCCAGGACAGACAGUGAGCGACCGGGGCCAGGACAGGCAGACAGUGACCGACCGGGGCCAGGACAGACAGACAGUGACCGACCGAGGCCAGGACAGGCAGACAGUGACCGACCGAGGCCAGGACAGGUAG
Pseudophryne corroboree (corroboree frog) is the source of this 1104-nucleotide messenger RNA. Its product is annotated as skin secretory protein xP2-like. The transcript is spliced from 2 exons. NCBI's taxonomy places the organism in Eukaryota, Metazoa, Chordata, Amphibia, Anura, Myobatrachidae. The coding region runs from base 1 to 1104 and encodes 367 amino acids. The record is from RefSeq and is a predicted model, not a curated record.